Molecule: messenger RNA, 4462 nt
Organism: Paramecium primaurelia
Lineage: Eukaryota; Ciliophora; Oligohymenophorea; Peniculida; Parameciidae
Source: the annotation of a GenBank genome assembly
AUGUAAUAAUAAAAAGUGCUCUUUGCAAACAAAUAGAGUGUUUACCUUUCCUAAGUUUACUUUCAAGGUACUAAAUACAGAUUAUAUUCAACAUCUGAGUACAAUUAUGUUGUUAAAGUAUAUGACAAUGGAUAGGAGAAAGUAAUAACUUAAAUUAUGAAUUCUAAAUUAGUAUUUGAAUACUGAAUUACAAGCUGUUCAUAUUUUCAAAGAUUAUGGAAAUAGUAAUAUUGCCAAAGCCCUUGAAGGGGAUCUGCAAUAAAAUAUUAAAGUAAUAGUUUUUGAAAAAGCUGAAGUCCUCCAAAAUAUUUUGAAGGAUUCAUAAAAAGGUUUAGAGGAACCUCAAGUCCUAAAAGUAAGCAGAAAAAUAAGUGUAGAUCUUAUUAGAUUUGAGCAAAGGAUUAAAAUAAUGCCAUAGUUUAGGCAUUACUCAUCGUGAUAUUAGACCUGAAAAUAUAUUGAUUGGAUUGGACAAAUAAGCUAAAUUGUGGAAUUUUUAACGAUGCUUUUUUUAAGUAUCAAAAUAAUUUAAUUGAGUAAUACGAUCAUUUACCAAAUGAAUAUAUUCCUAAAAUUAAAGAAGAAAUUGAAACAAAUACUUUUGAACAUGUGAGAGCACCUGAACAAAAGGAUUUCACUUAAAGAUGGCCUAUAACCAAAAAAGUUGAUAUAUAUGCUUUAGGAUAAUUAAUGUAUUACAUUCUAUUUAAAGUGCGCUAUGAUUAAAAUCCUAAUUGGAUAAAAAAGUACCAAAUAUAUUAUAUAAGUCCGAAAUGGGGUCUCUAUAGUAAUAAAUUGUAAGAUUUAAUCAGACUACUAUUGAUUCCUAAUCCAAAAGAAAGAUUAAGUGCAGAAUAAAUUGAAGAAUACAUUCACACAUAGAUAAUAAACUAGAAGUAUAAAUAUAUUAAUUAUUUAGUCCUCUUUAAUCUUAAAUUCACAUAAGAAGUCUAUCAACAAAUGAAAAAAUGAAUAGAGAAAUAGUUACAUAAAGGAAUGAAAUUGGUAAAAACAAUUAAUUAGAAUUUAUUGAUUUUCAACAUCCCUCUUCAUCAUCUCUAUCAACUAAAUUUGUUAAAUUAGUCAGUAAAGUAGCCUAAAAAACUGAUUUUUGGGUUGCUGCAUGUUUGGAAGAAGUUGAUGCAGCUCCAAAUUAAAAAUAUUUUCGUUAUCUUCAUGUUAAAGCAUGGUAAAAGAAAGCAAAAAUACCAAAGUUUUAUGAAAAGCUAUCCAACAGAUUAUAAUUAAAUUCUGUGAUUGUUACUUUUAAAGCUUUGAUAUUAUUACAUAAUUACUUGAAAAAAGGACCUUAAGAAGCUCUCUUAAUUAAUAAUUAAAAUUCAUCACCUCUUGCUAUAUUAGAAAAGAUAAAAAGAUUUUAAGAAACAACUAUGGCCAAAGUUUCUAAGGAUAAAUUCAGAUCUCAGUUUUUUUCUAAUUUAUUAUACAGCUAUUCUCUUAUAUUAAUAGAAAAGGUCAAAUUUCAUUAAUAUUACUUAAAGUAUUUUGAAGGUAAUUUUGCAAUGGUUCCAUUCUUUAAUAAUAUGAAUUCUAAGGAUAAAGUAAAAUUAAGUAUUGCUAUUUUAAAUAAUUUGAUUAACUUAUGGAAACAGUUUAAUACUUUCAUUAAUAGUUUUUCAUUCUAAAAGUCAUCUCUCUAUAAUUUAUAAUUAGGAUUUGCAAUUACUAUGGCAGAUGAAUUAUACAAUAUUUUGUGUACAUGCACACAUAUAUAUUAUGCUUUAAAAUAAAGUACAAAUUAUAUUAGUGGAAUUCCAACUUAAAAUAAUGAAAUAAAAUAAAUCUUUAUCUAAUUAUAAGAUGAUUUUCAAAACAAUUUUUAAAAUACUGCACUAUUUUUUCAAUCAUGUAAAUAGAUUCCUUAAUUUUAUUAAAUAAUUCCUGAUCCUCCAAGAAUUAUAAUUGAGACUUUGAAAAAAGUACCAUUUUUUCAACCUAUUAAAGGAGAAUUUAAUAUUUAUGAUUAUCUAAGCUAUUCUAUGUCAAUUGAUGGAAUUAAAUUACCUUAGAGUUAUGGUGAAAUUAUGAGUACUUAAGUGAUCGAAUAUGAUGAUGAAGUUGUAGAAUUGGAUCCUAGAAAUGAGAAGUUUGCAACAUAAUAUCCAAUUAAGCCAGUAUUAUCAGUAUAACCAUAUAGUGAAAGAGUAAAGAAAUUUAGUUUUGAUAUGGAUCCUAUUGCAAAUAGUUCUACAAAUAAUACAAACAUAUAAUAAUAAUAGUAAUAGCAAUAUUAAUAAUAAUAAUAAUAAUAAUAAUAAUAAUAAUAAUAAUAAUAAUAAUAAUAAUAAUAAUAAUAAUAAUAAUAAUAAUAAUAAUAAUAAUAAUAAUAAUAAUAAUAAUAAUAAUAAUAAUAAUAAUAAUAAUAAUAAUAAUAAUAAUAAUAAUAAUAAUAAUAAUAAUAAUAAUAAUAAUAAUAAUAAUAAUAAUAAUAAUAAUAAUAAUAAUAAUAAUAAUAAUAAUAAUAAUAAUAAUAAUAAUAAUAAUAAUAAUAAUAAUAAUAAUAAUAAUAAUAAUAAUAAUAAUAAUAAUAAUAAUAAUAAUAAUAAUAAUAAUAAUAAUAAUAAUAAUAAUAAUAAUAAUAAUAAUAAUAAUAAUAAUAAUAAUAAUAAUAAUAAUAAUAAUAAUAAUAAUAAUAAUAAUAAUAAUAAUAAUAAUAAUAAUAAUAAUAAUAAUAAUAAUAAUAAUAAUAAUAAUAAUAAUAAUAAUAAUAAUAAUAAUAAUAAUAAUAAUAAUAAUAAUAAUAAUAAUAAUAAUAAUAAUAAUAAUAAUAAUAAUAAUAAUAAUAAUAAUAAUAAUAAUAAUAAUAAUAAUAAUAAUAAUAAUAAUAAUAAUAAUAAUAAUAAUAAUAAUAAUAAUAAUAAUAAUAAUAAUAAUAAUAAUAAUAAUAAUAAUAAUAAUAAUAAUAAUAAUAAUAAUAAUAAUAAUAAUAAUAAUAAUAAUAAUAAUAAUAAUAAUAAUAAUAAAUAGCAUAAGAAUCUCAAUCUAUUAAUCUAUAGUUAUAAAAUCAAUAAAGUGUAAAUAAGAUAACCGAAUAGAAAAAGAAAUAAACGAAACAAUAAUAAUAAGGAUCCAACUUGUAUUAAGGUUUAGAAUUUUCAGAUGACGAUGAAGAACAACAUAAUGAGGAUGAGACAGAGUAAUUUCCUAAUAAACCAAAUGAACAAUAAUCAAAUAACUUAAGAGCACCUUUAGUUAAUUAAAAUGUUAAAUUAACAAAAGAAUUAUUAAAUGAUGAUGAAUUCUUAAAUUGGGGAGAAAAUAAGAAUGGUUCAAAUAAAUAAAAUAAUAAUGAGUAAAAUUAAAGAAUUUAAUCUGCAAAUUCUUAACCGAUAAAUUAUAAUUAUUUCGAUUAAUUUAAUUAAUUUAAUCAGAAUAAAUAAAUCAAUAAUAUUUCUUAAUAAAAAGUAAAUCUAAGUUAAUAAAUAAAGUAAUAUUAAUAAUCAUAAUAAAAUACUUUUUUAGUAGUUGAUUAUUUUUAAAAGUAGGGGAGAAGUAAAUAAAUUAUCAUCAUAUUUUAGACGUUUAAGAAUGGAUGAUUAAUCAUGAUCAAUUAAAAUUAGAAAGAUUAAUUGGUACUGGAAGUAGUUGUGAAGUUUAUAAAGGAUAUUUGAGAGGAGGUGAAGUAGCAAUAAAGAAAAUGAAAAUAAAGUCUUUGAAUGAAAAUCAUUUAAAAGAAUUUAGAAGAGAGAUAUCUGCAUUUGUAACAAUUUAGAAACAUAAUAAUUUGGUCUAAUUGAUGGGUAUAUCAUAAAAAGAUGAUGAAUUAUAUAUUGUAACAGAAUUUUGUGCAGGAGGAACAUUAUUUGAUUUAUUACAUAGAAAAAAACAUAUAGAUAUUACUUGGUAGAAUAGAGUAAAAAUAGCAUGGUAAAUAGCAGAAGGAAUGUUACAUUUACAUAAAUUGAAUCCACCAUUAAUUCAUAGAGAUUUGAAAAGUUUAAAGUAAAUGUUUCUAAUAAGAAAUAUUAGUUUAUUAUUAGAAUAGACAUAUGAUUAAUCUAAAGUGAAUAUAAAGAUAGCUGAUUUUGGUCUUGCAAGAGUUUAGGCUGAUAAUGGUGAAAUAAUGACAGGGAUUUUGGGAACAUUUGUAAUUUAUAUAUAUUAUGUAAAUUUGUAGCAUUGGAUGGCUCCUGAAGUAUUUUAGAAUGUACCUUAUACUAUCAAAGCAGAUGUUUAUUCUUAUGCAGUAUUAUAAUUAAUCUAAUUUUAGAUAGUUUUAUGGGAAAUAUGUUGCAGAGAAACACCUUAUAAAUCUUUAUCUACAAACCCUCCAGCUAUUAUGAAAUUAGUAACUGUUGAUAAUGGAAGACCAGAUCUAAACUUAAUUUAGUUAGGAUGUCCAUAAUUUUUAAAAGAUUUAAUGAUUAAAUGUUGGGAUCAAGAUCCAAAUAAAAGACCAUCAUUUUAAGAAAUAACUUAAUACUUGGGUUAAUAAUUAUGA